Messenger RNA from Haliotis rubra (blacklip abalone), 1391 nucleotides. RefSeq lists its product as uncharacterized. The transcript has 8 exons. NCBI's taxonomy places the organism in Eukaryota, Metazoa, Mollusca, Gastropoda, Lepetellida, Haliotidae. The coding region runs from base 3 to 1124 and encodes 373 amino acids. The record is from RefSeq and is a predicted model, not a curated record.
UUAUGAUGUUUUCUUACAGACAAAUUAGGUUCAAUUUUUUAAACAUUAUUUUGUGGCUGAAUUGUCAAAGAGCGAGUGCAAACGCCGUCUCCAGGAGUACGAAUCAUGUCUACACAAGACGUCCAUAUGGUGUCGCCAUGUGCCGUGCCUGGUGUGAUAAAAGCGGUGGAUGUGAAAUGUUCUGGUUUUCCCCUGACUCACUGGGAUGUUCCAUCACUGAACCAGUCACCCGUUACUCAAGUUUCAAACAACUGUCUAACAAACAGGAUCCAGCUGCCUGUGGGGGAGAAACUUGCCGCUACCUGGCUGGAUGUAUAACCUCCAGAGCUUCAGUAUACAGAUGUGUCAGACCCAUAGACAUCAGAAUCCCCACGAUAUAUAUUGUACAGUUAGCUAGAUACAGUUUCAAACUGUUGAGAUGUGGGCCGAAUGCCGACUCAGAACCUGUGAAACAACAAACAUUUCCGGGACUAAUCAAGGAAAUGAUCAACUUCCCGCUGUUCAAGUGUCUGCUAGUACUGCUGUUUACUAAUGAGUUGAAAUGUAUCUCUUUGGAAACUCUGACGCUCAAGAACUUUUGUGGUGAAAAAAAACGCAGGAGCAGCAUCUGCAUCUGCCAGAGCCCAGGAUGUACCUGCUGGCAGCCAGCUCAUCAGUAUGGCAAGCUGAAUGGAAGGUGUGAGGAAAAGAAUCCUCCUUUCAAGACGAACACUACCAUCUUCGAUCUCAGCAACACCAUAACUGAAGACCCAAUCAGCAACUUUUUGUAUUUCAGUGGUACAUGUAAGAAGGGUCACGGAAAACGCUGCAUUUACAAGUCAAGCAAACUUAUUCCUUGGUCGCAGUCAUUUGUUGUUACGUUUCACGUAGGAAGACUUGUGUUUGACAAGAUUGACAAUACACUGAGGUUCGUGUCCGGCAAGAAAGUUGGACUUUUCCUGCCCAAUGGUACCUCGGUCAUAAACAGAGAGCUACCUGGUGUAUUGAAAGGCAUGCUGCGCACAAGGGAACAUUGGAUACUGAUGGACCACAAUGGAAUGGUGGUGCUGAACAGAGAUUAUUCAACCAUCGCUCGCUAUAGUGACACUAGGUUCCACACCAUGGCCAUUGCAGGCCAGGAUUAACAUAGUACCGAUGUACGAAUUUAUUACAUACCCAUUUAAUCUUAUGAAACGGACGUGGAAUACGGACGUGAACUCCGCACGGAUGCCGGAUAUACUUUUUCGAUUGUUCGGCAGUACUCGGAUCUUUACGUAAACAUCUAAAUUUAGACAUUAUUUAGGGCAUUUUGUUUUCUUGGUCAGAACCUGGAGCUCGAUUGAUGAGGCGGAGACAAAGGAAUGUGAUUCACAUUUACCUAUGUAAUACAUCCCUUGGAUGUCUAAUGAGUA